UAGAGAAGUCUAGGAUGUUGGAGUGGGAAGCUGUGGGUUUUGUCUUCCCACCAUUUAUUUGUCCUACUUUUGAUAGCAAUGCCUUUAUAUUUGGGGGGGGAACCACUUCUCCUAAAUGCUCAGUGCAUGCUUCUUGUGGGGCUGACCCCAGCCUAUCUCCAGGAAUGGGGUAAUGAUCCUGGCCUGGCCAGUGAAACUCAGUACUAGGAAGUUUACUAGGACUACUGAGAAAGAGAAACUUUCUUUGCCCAGGAAUUGUUGACCAAGUAGACUAUAAACCUGGAGCUGCAGGCAGUCAUCUUGCCACCACAAAGGAAGUGUGUGCCUGAUGCCUGGCAGGAGAGCCCAGAAACAGAGACCUGAUGAGCAUGGAAAUCACUUGAGCACCUGAUUCCACCUGUACCUGAAGGUGCCUGGCUACGGCAAACCAUGCGGUGAGCCAUGCCCCGCCCUGGACACCCCCGCCCAUCAUCUGGGCCCCCACGCUUGGGACCCUGGGAGCGGCCAACGGAGCUAUGCCUGGAGACAUAUGAUGAGCCAUCCCGGGCCCCACCGAGCCGCCGCACCCGUAGGCCAGACCCCAAGGACCCCGGCCACCAUGGACCCGAGAGCCUUACCUUCAUCUCUGGCUCUGCUGAGCAGGCUGCUGAGCCCCCAGCCUGCUGCCUGCUCUGGCGACCCUGGGUGUGGGACUGGUGCCGGGCUGCCUUCUGCUUCCGCCGCUGCCGGGAUUGCCUCCAGCGCUGUGGAACCUGUGUGCGGGGCUGCAGCCCCUGCUUGUCCGCUGGGGACGCCCCUGAAGGGGAUGCUGAAGCCAACUGGGUCAAGGAGCACAACGGAGUGCCCCCCAGCCCUGACCGUGCCCCUCCCAGCCGGCGGGAUGGCCAGCGGCUCAAGUCGGCCAUGGGUAGCAGCUUCAGCUACCCUGACGUCAAGCUCAAAGGCAUUCCUGUGUAUCCCUACCGCAGCACCACCUCCCCAGCCCCGGACGCGGACUCCUGCUGCAAGGAGCCACUGGCCGACCCCCCACCCAUGCGGCAUAGCCUGCCCAGCACCCUUGCCAGCAGUCCCCGAGGCUCGGAGGAGUACUACUCCUUCCACGAGUCAGACCUGGACCUGCCCGAGAUAGGCAGUGGCUCCAUGUCCAGCCGAGAGAUCGAUGUGCUCAUCUUCAAGAAGCUGACAGAGCUGUUCAGUGUACACCAGAUCGACGAGCUGGCCAAGUGCACUUCAGACACUGUGUUCCUGGAGAAGACCAGUAAGAUAUCGGACCUUAUCAGCAGCAUCACCCAGGACUACCACCUGGAUGAGCAGGACGCUGAGGGCCGCCUGGUGCGUGGCAUCAUUCGCAUCAGUACCCGAAAGAGCCGUGCCCGCCCGCAGACCGCAGAGGGGCGCUCAACCAGGGUGGCUGCCUCUGCUGCCCCUGCCCCUGACAGUGGCCAUGAGACCAUGGUGGGCUCAGGGCUCAGCCAGGAUGAACUCACAGUGCAGAUCUCCCAGGAGACGACCGCAGAUGCCAUCGCCAGGAAGCUGAGGCCUUAUGGAACCCCAGGAUACCAAGCCAGCCGCGACUCAUCCUUCCAGGGCACCGACACAGACUCUUCAGGGGCACCCCUGCUGCAGGUCUACUGCUAACCCGCACUGGGCCCAGGGGCCACGACCCCUUCUGAGAGAAGCACCUCUACUGCAUGAAGAGAGGGACCAGAAUCCUCUUUGUGGGAGGGAGGCCAUGAGCCCAGAAGCAGUGCCUACUCUGGCUCCUCCUGCCUUGGCUGACUGGUUCCUGGACCACAUGCAUUUCACUGGGCCACGGUGCCCACAUGCCCCGGGUCCUCCGCUGGCUUGACCCCUGCCUGGGCCUGUUCCUUCCUGCCCAGUCUUCAGGAAGCCUAGGUCAUGGAAAGCAAGACUGAGGGGUUAACUUCUGGAACUGAAUCCUGACUCUGCCCCCAUAACAUGCUCCCCCUGUAACAUACACCCCAUAACCAAUCAUGCAAACCUCCCCCUCCCCAGGACAGCGGGGAGGGAGGCUAACAGCUAAAAGAAGCUUGUCUUAAGUGGAUUGGGUUUGCAGGCAGGCAGGGCCUCCGGAAUUCUGUGGGCAGUGCCCAAUCCGUGUUACGUUCUGUUGAGCAGUUAGGUUCUCGGCUAAUGUUCUACAUGCUAACAUGACUGUAGUACAAAACGUAAUAGACAUCUGUCUGCUCA
Molecule: messenger RNA, 2211 nt
Organism: Kogia breviceps (pygmy sperm whale)
Lineage: Eukaryota; Metazoa; Chordata; Mammalia; Artiodactyla; Physeteridae
Source: RefSeq, a predicted model, not a curated record